This is a messenger RNA of Mytilus californianus (California mussel), 471 nucleotides long. RefSeq lists its product as uncharacterized. Lineage: Eukaryota; Metazoa; Mollusca; Bivalvia; Mytilida; Mytilidae. The record is from RefSeq and is a predicted model, not a curated record. The transcript has a single exon. Bases 1 to 471 code for a protein of 156 amino acids.
AUGGUUCAGGAGGGUCUGACAAGUAAUGGGUCAGGAGGGGGUCUGACAAGUAACGGUUCAAGAGGGGGUCUGACAAGUAAUGAUUCAGGAGGGGGUCUGACAAGUAAUGGUUCAGGAGGAGGUCUGACAAGUAAUGGUUCAGGAGGGGGUCUAACAAGUUACGGUUCAGGAGGGGGUCUAACAAGUAAUGGUUCAGGAUGGAGUAUGACAAGUAAUGGUUCAGGAGGAGGUCUGACAAGUAACAGUUCAGGAGGGGGUCUGACAAGUAAUAGUUCAGGAGGGGGUCUGACAAGUAAUGGUUCAGGAGGAGGUCUGACAGGUAACGGUUCAGGAGGGGGUCUGACAAGUAAUGGUUCAGAAGAGGGUCUGACAAGUAACGGUUCAGGAGGGGGUCUGACAAUGGCAAUACCAGUAAAAAUUAUAUCUAAGUUCAAGGAAUGGUUCAGGAGGAGAUCUGACAAUGGCAAUUAG